Molecule: messenger RNA, 1742 nt
Organism: Phaeodactylum tricornutum CCAP 1055/1
Lineage: Eukaryota; Bacillariophyta; Bacillariophyceae; Surirellales; Neidiaceae
Exons: 1
Coding region: 214-1614 (466 amino acids)
Source: RefSeq, a predicted model, not a curated record
UUUUUGUCCGAUACACAAUUUCGAGAGAAAUGAUCUUCUCAAUUCACAGUCAGCUGGGGAUGUAACUGCUACGGUAACUCCUGAUUUCUGGGGUUGUCUGUGAUCCACAAAGAGUCCCUUUUUCAGAAUCGGUAUUGCACAGGAUUCUUACCCGGCUGUGGUUUUUCUUUUCCAAGGGAUGCUUGCGACGAGUUUUUAGCUGUUCUCCGCUGCAUGAUAAUGCAUGUCACCCGAAGGCGAGGUCGUCCUUUGCUUCGGCAGCAACAACGGUCCCAGUCAAAAUCCAAGGCUUUCUUUAUCACUGUCAUAGUGGCUGUGUGCAGCUCACUGAUAGCCUUUUAUUACUUUGCGUUGACUGUGGUUUUGUUUUCCUACCCAGUUCCCAACGACAGUUCCUUGCCGUCCUUGAAAAUGGCUGGAAAAAUCGACGAAGGUGAACAAAAUGUCAGUGACUAUGCUGGUUGGCGCCAGCUUGUUGUUAAUCUGGCUCGGUUGCCUCCCGCGAGCCUGCUGCAGACCUUGCAAACGGAAGAUCCCUUUGGAGUGCGAGAAAUGGAACAGAAAAUUCUUCAAGCGGAAGAAAAUCUGGACGCGUCUGGUGGAAACGCGCUGAAUAAUCCGCGACUUUUAGAAGGUCUUUUUUCGUGUCCAACUGACCGCAUUACGCUGCCAGACCAACGGAACCAUACACUGGCGGCCCAGCUGCGGCGGCAGCUGGCCGACGCCCAGACAAUACCGACUGAUAACAGCAGCAUGGCCUUCAUCUUUUUUCAACACUUGCGCAAGGCAGGCGGUACAAAUUUCUGCACCUUGGCCCAGGCCAACUUGCCCACGGCACACGUACCUUCCUACUACUGUAUGCCUGACUACUAUUGGAAACGAAAGGAUAGUAAAGGUAGCCAUCGCCCUCAAGCAUGUGCGGGAUGCUUGCAACAGUGGUCGAAUGAGGAAAUCCUCAGCAAUAUGCGCGGAAGAAGUCAUUGGAUUGCGGGGAAUGAGUGGGAUCGGUUCGACGCCACACGCUAUUUCGAAUUACCGGCGGUAUUUGUAACCUCGUUUCGUCGACCGUUGCAUCGUGCACUCUCGCAAUUUCGGUUUGAGUGUGUGGAAGACCGGGGCUGCAAGUACAAAAACAUUACAGCCUGGUGGGAGCAUCGUCGCGAUUUGUACAAUGUGUAUACCGCCACUUUUUCGGACACGCCACGGAUGGGCCGUCUGGCAUUGUCGCAAUCUUCCAAGGAUAUGGAACAAGGUGCUCAAGCCUUGGGGAAUGCGCUCGAUACGCUUCUUCGGUAUCACCUGGUUUUAAAUAUGGAGUGGUUGGCCUAUGCUGGAAAGCUGGUUCAAUCCGUCUUGGGAUUUCGGGACACGUCGGUCUUGACUCGCCGCGUGCGUCCGCUCAUUUCCCAACACGCGCGACAGGAUGGGCAGGAUCACAAUUCUGGCGCCCGCGGUAUUGCCAAAGCUAGCUGGCUUCCUGAAGACUACCUAUCGCCGCAACAGUACCUAGUAAUGAGUGAAAAUUUGGCUCUGGACGAACUGCUAACGGACGCCGCCCAAAGAAUCUUUUUGGAGCGAGUCGUUUGUCACAUGGAUGACCACGAAAGGAGAUGACUGGACCGAAGCUAACGAAUGUUGUUUUUGGUCGAGACGCGUCGUUGCGAACAAUGCGGUAUCGAACGCUCCGAGUGUUUUUGUAACGCUACUUUUGACUUACAAGCCUCUAUGUAGAAAGAUCCUUU